UUGCUUGACAUGACCUACAAAGAAGUCUUCUUUCUUUCACUUCUCUCAUGGGCAGCCAACGGGCGUGUUACGCUCACCACUAACGGCUAUGAAGGUCUCGUGAUCGCCAUCGGUGAAAAUGUAGCAGAAGAUUUCUCACUGAUAGAGCGCAUCAAGAGUGUCAUGGCCAAUGCAUCAUCCUACCUCUACACGGCUACAAAACGAAGAGCAUAUUUCAAAGAUGUGACAAUAUUGGUUCCAGAAACGUGGAGCGACAGAACGAUAUACGAGCCCAGAACGAUCGAACGCUUUGAGUCUGCUGAAAUCAGAAUCGACGAGCCGGUCUUUCCUGGCGCUCAUAGCGCCUACGUUCAGGUGUCGGCUCUCAAGUGUGGCAUGUCGGGCAUCUACAUGCACAUCACUCCACGUAGACUGACGGAUGAGAAGAUCAACAAUAUUACUCCGUCUGCGAAGAUGAUCGUUCACGAGUGGGGCCAUUUGCGGUGGGGUGUAUUUGACGAGUAUGCAAAUAAUGUGCGGAGACUUGUUUAUCCGUCAAGCAGCGGCACUGGAACAGAGGCCACAGCCUGCUCCGUUAACUUUGCCAAAGAGGGCAAAGUAACAAAUGCUGUAGGAAGUGACUGCUCUCCUUUUAAUGUUCACAGUUCGUGUCGAUAUGAACCACCCAAGAAUCCCACUGCAAGAGCGUCCAUUAUGUUCAAGCAAUACAUUUCUUCGGUCAACACUUUUUGUGAUGAUGGAGAUGACGAGUCAACUAAGCAUAAUGCAAUGGCUCCAAACAGUCAGAACAUCUAUUGUCAGUACAGGAGCACGUGGGAUGUCAUCCAAUCUCACGAUGACUUCAAGGAUGGGAAUAACCCACCCGGUCGUAUUGACAGAAAUACAAAGCCAAAGUUCAGUAUCGUUAGGUCUGGUUCACAAAGAGAUAAUGUUGUCUUAGUUUUGGAUCUGUCUCGAAGCUUGAGAGUUGGAAAUAGAAUUGAUGCAUUGAGACAAGCAGCUCGACUGUUUAUUGCUGGUGUUGGAGAUGGCACAUCGAUCAGUUUAGUUACCUUUCAGGACAGUGCCGCCAAACGUCUUGCUCUCACUGAAAUUAUGAAUAGCAAGGAUCGAAAAAAUGUCAUGAAAAUGUUGCCAACAAAAGAUGAGUUGAAAGGAGGAACAAGCAUUGGAGCUGGCAUCAAAGAAGCACUAGAAGUUCUCACAGGUUUAGAGAUUGAUGACACAACGAAACCAAGUGAUAUUCCUCCAUCUGGUGGAACUAUUGUAGUCAUAACUGAUGGAGAAGAGACUGCAAGACCAUAUAUAGAGUCAAUAGUUCCAUUGGUGUCUGCAGCUAAAGUGAUGGUUUUUCCUAUUGGCCUUGGUCCACAUGCCUCAACAAACUUGAAUCUUUUAGCUGAGCCAACAAGCAGAGUGACUUACUUUGUUGACACGGAUGAGAAGCAUACAUCAACUCAGAAAUUGAGUGAAGCGAUGGUGACUGUGUUGGAUCUGAUGACCCCAUCACACACUAAUCAUACCAUCCAUCUGCACAGUAUGUCUGUUUCGGUGUCUCCAAUGGAGCGUGUACGUGGACAUGUAAUAGUUGAUGUGGAGGUGGGAAUGCAUACAGUGUUCAUGUUUAUGUGGAGUAAACUUGUGACAGGAAAAAAAACUGUUCAUGUUACUCUAAUUUCACCAUCAGGCAAACUAAUGAACAAAACCAACUCUGCAUUUCACUUGGAUCGAUCAUUUAUGACUAUUCAGAUCUCACCAUUUGACAAAGCUGAGUCGGGUACAUGGAAAUAUGAAAUUUACAAUCCAGGAACUGUGGAACAGUCCAUUUCUGUUUCUGUGACAUCAAAACAAGCCCAUACUGCUAACAAUCCCAUUACUGUGCAAGCUCGAUUGAGUGAAAUGAUGGUUUCAUAUCCGAGUCCUGUUAUCAUCUCUACCGAUGUGAAGAAAGGUUAUAUGGUUGUAGUGGGAGCAACAGUCGAAGCCACAAUAUCACGAUCUGGUAUGUCACCCAUGACGCUCAUGCUUUUGGACAAUGGAAUUGCUCCCGAUAUGUCAGCUGGAGAUGGAACAUACACGGCAUAUUUCACUAACUAUACGGGUGAUGGACAAUACAAUGUUGUCGUGAAGGUUGAUGCAGCAACCAAUACUGCAGAGAUGAUGCAAAUGGUUCAAACGGAUGAUCUGAUGGCUCUUUCUGAUGAGGAGAUGAAAACUAUUGGAAUGACAAGACAGCACGAGUCUCGAGAAAGACAGAUUAUGACAGAGUUUUCAAGAAUGCGAUCUGCAGGUUCAUUCAAACUGAUGGGUUUUAAUGGCUCAGUGGAUCUCAUGUCUCCCUCUCGAGUCAUGGACCUUAGAGUUGUUCAUUCAAGUCGAUCAGAAUCAACAGCGACAUUAAAUUGGGUUGCUGCUGGUGAUGAUGCUUACAGUGGAAAAGCUGAUAAAUUUAGUUUGAGAAUUUCAUCAGAUUUUCAUGAGCUUUUGCGUCGUUUCAAUGAGAGUGCUGAAGUGUCAUAUUCCAAUAUAGUGGGUGGCUCACUGAUACCAGUUGAGGGAGGAAACGUACAAGAAGUGACUGUCAAGGUGCCACAGGAGGCAGACACAUACUUUGCAGCUUUAGAGACUUAUGAUAAAUAUGGAAAUCCAUCAGGUGUGUCCAACAUCGUUCAACUUGAUUUGCAAGAAAACAGUGGAGCAAUAAACAUAUCAGGGUCAUUAGUGAAGUCAGUAAUGCUAAUUCUGCUGUCAUUUGUAUUAAGAACAUUUGUGCAGUUAUAGUAGGAGAUGAUUUAUGUUUGUUGUUAUUCAGACACAAAUCAUUAGAAUUAAUUACAUCGAUUACUAAUUUCUAUUUAUAAUUGAUUUUGUGUUAGAGCUUAAAAUAGUGUUAAAAACGCAGAAUGAGUAAACAGCUUGAUGUCAUGCUGGCCGUGGCUUUACUGUUUCUGUUUUGUGUUACUUUACUUUUAAUUAAAUUUUGUAGGAAAUUGUUACAAUAAAGUCUUGUAUUAAACAUGUCUUGCAGCGUUAUUACAUGUACUAUAUCUCAUUGAUAUCUCA
This is a messenger RNA of Corticium candelabrum, 3063 nucleotides long. RefSeq names its product calcium-activated chloride channel regulator 1-like. The transcript has 8 exons. The record is from RefSeq and is a predicted model, not a curated record. Lineage: Eukaryota; Metazoa; Porifera; Homoscleromorpha; Homosclerophorida; Plakinidae. Bases 10 to 2781 code for a protein of 923 amino acids.